GCCAAGGUCGCCGAGGACACUCUUGGGUGAUUGCGCCACCUGCCAGCUCUCCCUCCCGAUAUAAACCCGGGUGCGGGGGCCACAGGAGCGGGGAGCACAGACCCUCGAUGGAGGCCGGGCUGCUGAGCGCCGUCCUGGGCAUUAUCCUGCUGCAGGUGGAAAUGACCGCGCAGGACCUGGACCUGCAGAAGAUUGCAGGGUUCUGGCGGGAAGUUGGGGUGGCCUCCAGCCAAUACCUGGCACUGCAGACCCCAAAGAGGCUGGAGGCCUUGUUCCUGACCUUGAGUGGGGAGGAGCUGACCGUGAAGGCUGCGUAUAAUAGCUCAGGAAGUUGUGAGACUGAACAAAUAGUGAGCUCAGAAGUAAAUGUUUCGGGGAGAUUUGUUUUUCCUGGCCACAGGGAGAUCCAGGUGAUAGACACAGACUACGAACAGUUCGCCAUCCUGAGGGUGUCCCUCCACUGGCGGGACAAGGAGUUCCACGUGCUCAAGUAUUUCACUCGGAGCCUUGAGGGCGAGUAUGAACCAGGCUUCUGGAAGUUCCGGGAGUUGACCGCAGACACGGGGCUGUACCUGGUGGCCCGGCACGGGAGGUGUGCCAAGCUCCUGAAGGAGGCGAGCCUUUGCCCCUGUCUGCGCUGAGCCCCGCCCGAGUCCCGGCCUGAGGGGAGCCCCUAGGCCUCCGGGGUGGUGACACCAGGCUGCCAGAAGGGGACCCUGGAGGCUGGGGCGGGGGGGAGGGCAGGGCUGGGCCAGGGAGGGGAGGAGGCUGGCCCUCAUCCCCCGUUUCCAUCCAGCAGGGUCCUGCUGGGGGCGGUGGGGUGGGCGCAGGCCCUGUGGGCCCCUUCUCGGGCUCCCCGGGUCCCCCACUGUGCUAACACGUCAGCUGCACGACCCCCUCUGUCUCAACGGCCCCGAGAGGUUGGGACUAUCACCCCACUUUGCAGGUAGAGAAACUGAGGCCCAGGUCACACAGCUAGGACACCCACUCCUGGCCGUGGCUCCAACCGCUGACCCCUGGGGUCCUCGGAGGCCGGGCGGCACCCUGAGGCCCUGGCCUUCUGUGUCACAGGAGCUGAUCUAGAGGAGCCCCUGCCCCCAUCCGGGAUGCUCGGAGCUCCGCCCACCCAGCCUCCCCUGACCGCCCAGCCCUGGGGGGCCCGCCUGCACCUGCUCUGAAUAAACUCUACUGCCAAA
Balaenoptera ricei (Rice's whale) is the source of this 1196-nucleotide messenger RNA. It is a transcript of the gene LCN8, whose product is annotated as lipocalin 8. The record is from RefSeq and is a predicted model, not a curated record. The transcript is spliced from 6 exons. Lineage: Eukaryota; Metazoa; Chordata; Mammalia; Artiodactyla; Balaenopteridae. Gene Ontology annotation, molecular function: small molecule binding. Bases 108 to 641 code for a protein of 177 amino acids.